UGUUUAUUUAGCAAUAUAUUUCAUAGAAAUAUAAAUGCCGACAUUUUACGCUUAAACCAUAGGAAAUGGAAUAACGACCAGCGCCGCGCGAGCUGCGAAGUGCAUUUAGUCAAACAGACCGAAGCCCAUGUCCUCAUCUUCUGAUUCAGACUCUUCCUUCUUGGUCUCUUUCUCUUCCUUUUUCUCCUCGGCGGCAGCAGCAGCGGGCGCGGCUCCACCGGCGGCGGCCGGGGCGGCGCCUCCAGCGGGCAUGGACGACAGCUUCUCGCGACCCUGCUCGAUCAGCUCCUCAACGCUCUUGCCAUUGAGCUCGGCAAUCACCUUCUUGAGCUUCUCACCGUCAGCCUCAAUACCAACAGAGCUGAGGAUCUUCUCAACGUCCGCUGCUGCUGGGGACGCCUUGCCACCGAGCACAGCCAGUAAAUACGCGGCCACGUAACGCAUUUUUUAAGUCGCUUUGACACGAAACGUGUGAUGCCGAAAAAUAAACGUUCGUCUUGAACAAAAUGUCAAGAGGAAAGAGGGCGGGGACUGCGGGG
Molecule: messenger RNA, 539 nt
Organism: Spodoptera exigua (beet armyworm)
Lineage: Eukaryota; Metazoa; Arthropoda; Insecta; Lepidoptera; Noctuidae
Source: the annotation of a GenBank genome assembly